This is a messenger RNA of Mercurialis annua (annual mercury), 666 nucleotides long. RefSeq lists its product as uncharacterized. Lineage: Eukaryota; Viridiplantae; Streptophyta; Magnoliopsida; Malpighiales; Euphorbiaceae. The record is from RefSeq and is a predicted model, not a curated record. Bases 1 to 666 code for a protein of 221 amino acids. The transcript is spliced from 2 exons.
AUGACUUUUGACGGAACAAACCUCAAAGACAAGCAAUCGAUGGAUCCUAAGACCCACCAACAAACACCGAAGGUGAUCACCAUCACCGGAGACGGUACAUGUAGCACUGGUGGAGGGAGUAACACCGGAGGAACAUCCUUCUCCACUCCCCAAUAUCAAACCAACCCAAUAAGGCGAAGCAACCCUAUUGAAUUCCUCAACCUAGGAGCCAACGAUGAACAAACGCCAGGCAUGGCAACGCCGGAGAUAUAUAACAAAAUCCUGAAGAAAAGCCAACCAACCAAAGGAAGGAACGAAGGAAGAAACGAGCAAAAGAACGAAGGAAGGAACAAGAGGAGAAAUGAAGGAGAAGAAAACCCGAAAAAUCAGGAACACAGAAAAGACGACUCUGAAGAGGAUAAUCUAAGGAAUGCAGCUAGAAAUGGAGAGAACCAAGACGAUGCCCGAAGUGGACUUAACUCUAAGCAAGAGGAACGAAGGGAUAAAGAAAAAGAGGACGUACCACCAAAAAGAAAGAGACAAGAUAAAGAUACUGGAAAAGAACAAUCAAAGAAGAUGAACCAGAAAGACGAAGGUGAGUCCUCGAAAUCGCCCCAAAAAAGCAAAGCCACAUAUGUCGUUGAGGAAGAUUUGGAGGAAAAGAUCGCCAAAACACUAAAAAGCUGA